Triticum turgidum subsp. durum (durum wheat) is the source of this 774-nucleotide messenger RNA. NCBI's taxonomy places the organism in Eukaryota, Viridiplantae, Streptophyta, Magnoliopsida, Poales, Poaceae. The record is from the annotation of a GenBank genome assembly.
AUGUUUCUUAGGAUUGCGUCGUCUCCGGCCGCCGUCGCCGCGGCUAGCCAGCUCUCUGCGCCAGGACCGGCCCACGGUUCUGCGAGGCUGCCGCCGUUGGCGAAAGGGUCGUCGACGGCGACGGCGUGCAGGGCUGCGGGGAAGGGGAACAAGGAGGAGGUGCUCCUCAGCGGUGUGAUGUUCCAGCCGUUCGAGGAGCUCAAGGGGGAGCUUUCGCUCGUGCCGCAGGCCGAGGGCCAGUCGCUCGCCAGGCAAAAGUUCGUCGACGAAUGCGAGGCCGCCAUCAACGAGCAGAUCAAUGUGGAGUACAAUGCCUCGUACGCGUACCACUCCCUCUACGCCUACUUCGACCGGGACAAUGUUGCCCUUAAGGGCUUUGCCAAGUUUAAGGAAUCGAGCGACGAGGAGAGGGAACACGCGGAGAUGCUUAUGGAGUACCAGAACAGACGUGGAGGGCGGGUGAGGCUCCAGUCUACCGUCACCCCAUUGACAGAGUUCGACCACUCUGAGAAAGGCGAUGCUCUGUACGAAAAGGAGGCAAUGGAGUUGGCUCUAGCUCUUGAAAAGCUCGUGAAUGAGAAGCUGCACAACCUGCACUCUGUGGCAACAAGGUGCAACGAUCCUCAGCUGAGUGACUUUGUUGAGAGUCAAUUUCUUCAGGAGCAGGUUGAUGCCGUGAAGAAGAUCUCGGAGUACGUGACGCAGCUUAGGAGAAUCGGCAAAGGGCACGGGGUGUGGCACUUUGAUCGGAUGCUGCUUGAAGAAGAGGCCUAG